This is a messenger RNA of Lycium ferocissimum, 2268 nucleotides long. RefSeq lists its product as uncharacterized. The transcript is spliced from 7 exons. Bases 163 to 1389 code for a protein of 408 amino acids. The record is from RefSeq and is a predicted model, not a curated record. Lineage: Eukaryota; Viridiplantae; Streptophyta; Magnoliopsida; Solanales; Solanaceae.
UAAUAAAUGCGUGCUUACAAUCUGAGGUGGCACAUCUAUCACACCAACUACACCCACCCACAUUCUACCCUUCAUCUCUCUACUUCCCAAUUCACAGAUUUUUCGUUUGAUUAAAGUUCAAUUUCAUUAUACGGACAGGAUUUAAUUAUCGGAGUUUGUGUUAUGUCAAUCGACGGUGGAAGAUUUUACUGGGAUCGAAAUGAGAGUAAUUCGGGUGAAAUAGUCAAAGGAAUAGUGAUAAUCUUUGCUUGGGUUUCAAUUAAGGAAACUGAAUUGAAGAAUUAUGUUAAUCUUUAUGCUUCUCUUGGCUGGAAUUCGCUUAUAUGCCUUGCCGAUUUCGCCACCCUAUACAUACCUGAGAAGGCUACAUCUCUGGCAUAUUCUCUUCUAAGGGAGCUCGUCGAGGAACUAAGAUGUCGCCCUUGUCCAGUUGUUGUUGCAGCUAUAUCUGGUGGUUCUAAGGCCUGCAUGUAUAAGUUUUUUCAGAUUGUUAAAGGGAGAUCCGAAGCUCAAGUUAAUCUGGAGGACAGCCAAUUGGUCAUUAACUGCAUCUCAGGUCAAAUUUAUGAUUCUUGUCCUGUUGAUUUCACUGCAGACUUUGGAACACAAUUUGCUGUGCCUCCCACAAUUCUAAAGUUCCCCGGCUCCACAAAGCUACUGUCUUUGGUUGCGAAAGGUUUUACUUCUGGAUUAGAUGCCUUAUUCAUUACUAGGUUUGGAUCCCAGCGUUCUGAAUAUUGGCGAACUCUUUACUCCUCACUUAGUUUUGGGGCCCCUUUUCUCAUUUUGUGCUCAGAAAAUGAUGAUAUUGCUCCAUAUCAAUCUGUAUGUAAAUUUGCUCACGGCUUGCAAGACAUGGGGGCAGAUGUCAAAAUGAUAAUGUGGAAAAGUUCCUGUCAUGUAGGUCUGUACGAGAGUGAUCCAAUCCAGUACAGCAUUGCUAUAGAUCAACUACUUGCUCAUGCAGUUUCAGUUUUCAUUAGCAGAAUUAAGAAACUAGGAGAGAGGAACGGCUUCGAUGAUAUGCAUGAUGAGAUAUCUCACUUGAUUUGUGACCUCCAAAAUGCAGCAGCUGACUCCAACGGAAGUUUUCAAAGAGUUGCAGGUGGUCCGCAUGAUCACUUUUUCUUGCCAAGUUCAUCCGAGCAUCAAAAUGUUAGUGAUUCGGGCUCUUCCUCUGAGGAAAGAACAGAUCCGUCUAUUUGGCCAAAUCCCAGUUUAAGUGCACACACUGUGCUUGGCCAAAUCCUUUUUGAUGCUUGUGUUCCUAAGAAUAUUGAAGGUUGGGAUUUUAAGUAUACUUCUUCCUUAAAAGGCCAACCAUUUUCCUCAGCACCUAAGCAUUCACCAUUAAAUGCCAUGAAAUACUUCCGCCGUUCACGGUUAUGAGACUAUUUCUUGUGGAACUCACUUUGGCUUUUCGAAUUUCUUCGAAGAUGCACUAUAUGAUUAAUAUCAAAAUUUUACCUCUAUGGUGUAAAAAGUUUAAGAUGAAAUAUUGGGGGUCAAUUUUCAAGGUACAACUAGCUAGAUGAUCUGAUUUGGCUGAGCUGCCUGCAUGAAGUGUACCGGCUGAAUGAGUAACAUAUCCUGUACAGGCUGAAUGAGUAACAUAUCUCCUAUCUUGAUGGGAUAGGCAGAUAUGAUGUGGUGUGCAUGAGAGCUGUUAAUACAUGUGGUUUGGAAAGCAACAUGUACCAUUUGAUUGCUUCUGGGGAUAUGCUGAUACUACACGGGAGCCUUUGCAAGUCGUGAUGUUUUAUAUUGUACAUAACAUGUACAUAAUGUAUCUAUCCUGCCGGAGACUCAUUAGCAUAUGAGAUAAAUCCUGUAGAACUUCGCUGUAUAAUUAUGAACCUGGAUCAGCUAUGUACUUUGGCUGUGUAUAUAUCUUGAAAUUUUGCAGUUUUCAAGUACUCUGUUAUAGGUUGGGAAACCCUUCCCUCUUUUCAAUUAGUUGGUGACUUGUGGAAGGUGCAAAAUGAUAAUACCAAUUGAACGUGUUGCUGUUACCUUACAUCUUUUGAUGGAUGGCAGCAGCUGCAUACCGCCUAUUAAGCUUCCGUCUCAAGUAUGUAAAGAAUCGCCAAGGCAUCUACUGCUGUGGCACUUGGCGGGGUCGAUGAGAAGAUGACUAUUGGUGCGGAUUCAAUUUUGACGAUCAUUUUCCUUUCCCUUUUUUCACAUCCUCUUAUGUAAUUUAAAAGAUAUGCGGAAUCUUUAUCCACACGGUAUGAUCAGAUUUCUAAGGUCUUCAGGCUUCGCGGA